Messenger RNA from Schistosoma intercalatum, 837 nucleotides. The record is from the annotation of a GenBank genome assembly. NCBI's taxonomy places the organism in Eukaryota, Metazoa, Platyhelminthes, Trematoda, Strigeidida, Schistosomatidae.
AAACAGCAACUUUUCAAAAAGGAGGAAAUGAUUUUAGAGGUUCUAAGUUUAGUUGCGAGUUUGCCUUUUCAUCUAGAAGCUCUUGAGUGCUAUAUUUGUACAAAUGAGGAGGGAAACUGGAAUGACUGUAUUAGAACUAUUCAAACUUGCGAACCUUUACAAGAUACCUGCCAGUCUAUUGUUCAGUAUCGAACUCCUUCUUUCUGGACCGUUCUCGCUGAGAGAAGGGCAUUUGUUACAAAAGGCUGCACAACAACAUCUGCCUGUCAAAUGACAUCGUCUGUCAUCUCAGAGCGUUGUUCCAGAUCAAAAACCCGUGACUGGAUUUGUUCUUACUGCUGUAACAGUGAUCGAUGCAAUUACUAUGUGCCUGGAGGCGCACUACGAGUAUGGAGUCCUCAUACCUAUACAACAUUUUUCAUCAUCUGUCUGUGUAGCAUAUUUUGGAAAUUUGUAUGAUCCUAUAAGCAGUUGAAAUAACUGUGGAAACAUUUCACGUCAGAAAAUCGUUCUGUUGUUGAACAUCAAAAUACUCAGCAUCCCUUUUUUAAAAUAAAUAUGAGUGACAUAAUACCUAUUAACAAACAUAUAGAUAUAACUAAUUUGUGAGCAUUAGUUGUAUAAAUGUGACCAUGUUUAGCCAAAUAACUACAUCGAUUAGCACUGUGCAUUACACGGAAAACCAUCUUUAUGAAAAUAAAAAAGAACAAAUCCUUUUAUCCUUGUAACUUUAUUUUCAGUAACAAAAUUGUAUAUUCUUUAAAACAUUGUAAAUAUAACAAGCACAUUUCUUGAAUAUUUCAUUUACAAUAAUAAUAAAUUUCAACUGUUCUUCAA